UUGUUUUAGAUGACAUCACAGCAGGUUGGGUUAUAAAAUGAAUGAAGCAGAAAGCCCAAGUUCAGUAGCUCGGCACUUCGCAGGCGGCAGGAGGGGACCUCGGGGCUCCGCUCUGAACUUUGGCUCCCGUCAGUGCCGACCUCUCCCCGGGGCUCCCCUUGGCUCCGCGCUGCCCUCCCGGUCCCCUCUUGCUCGGUUCCGCAGGAUGCAGAUCUCACCCUUGCUGGCUGGCGGACUUUUACUCGCUCUGCUCUCCGUCGGGCUGGAGGCGAAGCCGGUGUCUCAGCUCCCACAGAAGGCCUCCCGCGGCUCGGCGGCGGCGGGUCCGCCAGAGGCGGCGGCAGCGGAGCGGGAGAAGGAGCGGGAGAAGGAGCGCAGCAGCAGCAGCGGCAGCAGCGGCAGCAGCGGCGGCGGCAGCGGCGGGUCGGGCCCGCGGGAGGCGCGGGAGGCGCGGGCCGAGGCGAGAGCGCGGGCCGGCUGGGCGCGGCUGCUGCAGGACCCGCCGGGCCGCCGCCACAAGGGCCUCCACAAGAAGGGGCUGGGGAAGGGCUGCUUCGGCCUCAAGCUGGACCGCAUCGGCGCCAUGAGCGGCCUCGGAUGCUGAGGGACCCCUGGCGGGCUUUGAAUCCAUAGUCCAUUUUUUCCUACUGUGGCCAGGCAGGGCCAUUCCCCAGGCAACGCCUAGAAGAGCAGAGACACCCCCCACACCCUCCCCCCGCUCUGGAGUGGACAAAAGAUGUGGCUGUGUUUUUCUUUUUGGUACGAGGAGUCAUGGCACCAGCUGUUUUGGGUUUGUUAUUUUCUAAAGAAGUGCUCUCUAUCUUAUAUAUAUAUAUAUAUAUAUAUUAUAUAUACAAACACUCACUGAGACAAGGGACAGUGCUUUUCCAAGAGACUGAUGAAGCCAGCUGUAUAACGUUGCUGUUUGUAAAUUCAUGUCAUGCAUAAAUGUAUUUAUGUUGUAAAGCUAUUUAUAUAUUGUUUAUAAAGAGAUAUUUAUAAAAGAAAAAAGAAUUAUUUAUGUAACUAAAUGAAAACAGAAAAAAAAAAAAAAGUCAAGCAUUGUAACUUUUUUUUUUUUUUUUUUUGGUCCUAAGUAGUUGACAAACUUUAAAAAAAAAAAAUCAUCAUUUCCAUGUG
Pogoniulus pusillus (Red-fronted tinkerbird) is the source of this 1140-nucleotide messenger RNA. RefSeq names its product natriuretic peptide C (gene NPPC). The transcript is spliced from 3 exons. Gene Ontology annotation, molecular function: hormone activity. The record is from RefSeq and is a predicted model, not a curated record. Lineage: Eukaryota; Metazoa; Chordata; Aves; Piciformes; Lybiidae. Gene Ontology annotation, biological process: cGMP biosynthetic process; receptor guanylyl cyclase signaling pathway. Gene Ontology annotation, cellular component: extracellular region. The coding region runs from base 38 to 604 and encodes 188 amino acids.